Messenger RNA from Caenorhabditis remanei, 1203 nucleotides. RefSeq lists its product as uncharacterized. The record is from RefSeq and is a predicted model, not a curated record. Gene Ontology annotation, molecular function: metalloendopeptidase activity. Gene Ontology annotation, biological process: proteolysis; cell adhesion. Gene Ontology annotation, cellular component: cytoplasm; membrane. NCBI's taxonomy places the organism in Eukaryota, Metazoa, Nematoda, Chromadorea, Rhabditida, Rhabditidae. The coding region runs from base 1 to 1203 and encodes 400 amino acids. The transcript is spliced from 7 exons.
AUGCAGAUACGGUGUCUUCUCCUUCUAAUUCUGCUGGUUUCAGCUAUUUCUUGUUCCCCGAGACGUGGAAUCAGAGUGGUUGCUGUGAAUAAGGAUGGACUGUUCCCUGAUAGAGUUCAGAGUUCCCUGGAAUCGGCUUUGAAAUGGUUCGAAAAUGCUGUCCUUGUACAUGAUUCAUUUAGUGAUUAUGUGGUGGACUACGUCGGGAAAUUUGUACCAGGAUACCAGAAUCCUUUUGCCGGAAGAGUAACCAUUCAGACUCCGAACAAAGCUUUCUCCCUCGAAAUCUUAUCUGAUGAAUUCAAAACUUUCUUUGAAUAUUCCGACGUUGUUGUGUUCAUCAGAGCAAAGCCAUUUGGAUGUGGCAGUCAACCACAAGCUUUCGGUGGAUCAAUGAGACCAAAAUCACCUCGUCUCAGAGCUUCGAUUCCAAAAUUGGCAUUUAUGGAGUAUUGUUACAACGAAGUGAGCGACACCUUCAGCUACUUUGACCUGUUUCGUCACGAGAUAUUGCAUUCUCUGGGAUACGGCGUAUUUGAACCACACGACAGUUCAAUGAGUGUGAAAGAAGAGAAGUAUCAGUGGAAAAAUGAAGAUGGAACUGAAUCAACGGCUACCAGACACUUCUUCAAUACGAAUCAGCCUGCUUUGGAUGAAGUGAAGAAGUAUUUCGGAUGCGACAAUGACAUUCUGAAAGGGGUGGAGUCAGAUGAAGGAGGAAUGCAUCUCAACGAAUAUAUUUUUCAAAACGAAUUGAUGACCCCAACGCUCGCCGAAAAGAACUAUUUCAGUUACAUUUCUGCUGCGAUUCUCGAGAAUAUAUAUACUGGAAAUGAACAGUGGUAUAACGUUAACCGUACUUUCAUUGGUCCGGAGGCUGAUGCUUACAAUUUUGGAAAAGGAUUCGGAUGCUCUUGGCUCUUGAACUCUUGUUACGAGUUCUUGGAGGAAAGAAAAAACGAGAAAGUUCCCCGUCCUGCACCAUUCUGUUUGGAAGAUUCUGUUCAGAAGUGCUUCAAAAAGUCGGAAAAUGAACUGAUUGCUUUCUCGUGCGAGUUGCGCGAUUCAGGAGCCGCUGACAACAACAUUCCACGUCCUCUCAACACGAAGUACAAUGUUCCAUCGACUCGCUACUGUCCGAUUUACCCGAACUACUUCGAGAAGUCAAAGUACGAACUGGUCGACUGUCAACAUCAUAAGUAA